Thamnophis elegans (Western terrestrial garter snake) is the source of this 7449-nucleotide messenger RNA. It is a transcript of the gene MYH9, whose product is annotated as myosin heavy chain 9. Gene Ontology annotation, cellular component: myosin complex. The record is from RefSeq and is a predicted model, not a curated record. Gene Ontology annotation, molecular function: actin filament binding; cytoskeletal motor activity; ATP binding. The transcript is spliced from 41 exons. Lineage: Eukaryota; Metazoa; Chordata; Lepidosauria; Squamata; Natricidae. The coding region runs from base 278 to 6163 and encodes 1961 amino acids.
AGGAAGUGCCACCCAUUGAGGACGUCGCCUUUUGGGGAAGGUGUAGCCUUUCACCUUCUCUGCCUGGGGCUAGUAAAGGAAGCGUCUUCCACGCGUAGGGCCAAGGGAACGGUGGCUCUCACGUUGUCUUUCUUUGAUGCUCUAGCUAGCAUAUGCCUUGCUCCUGCCUCGCUCCGCUUCAUCCUUCCCACCCGGCGGCAACCGGGCAGAAAUAAUUUCAAACUGAAAAGUGGGCUGAGAAAAAGCAGCCGGUCAGGUCCCCUUACCUUAAACAACCAUGGCUCAGAGAGAUGUUGACAAAUACCUAUAUGUGGAUAGAAAUGUCAUCAACAAUCCUCUUACUCAAGCUGAUUGGGCUGCCAAGAAACUGGUAUGGGUACCAUCAGAGAAGAAUGGAUUUGAGCCUGCUAGUUUGAAGGAAGAAGUUGGAGAUGAAGCUAUUGUGGAACUUGCUGAGAGUGGGAAGAAAAUUAAAGUCAACAAAGAUGACAUCCAAAAGAUGAACCCACCCAAGUUCUCUAAAGUGGAAGACAUGGCUGAACUGACCUGCUUGAAUGAGGCCUCGGUGUUACAUAAUCUAAAAGAGAGAUACUACUCAGGGCUAAUCUAUACCUAUUCAGGCCUGUUCUGUGUUGUCAUAAAUCCCUACAAGAAUUUGCCAAUCUACUCAGAAGAGAUUGUGGAAAUGUACAAAGGCAAAAAAAGGCAUGAGAUGCCCCCACAUAUCUAUGCUAUCACAGAUACAGCCUACAGGAGUAUGAUGCAAGAUCGAGAGGACCAGUCCAUUCUCUGCACAGGUGAAUCAGGAGCUGGUAAGACUGAAAAUACUAAAAAGGUCAUUCAGUAUCUGGCUCAUGUUGCUUCAUCACACAAGAGCAAAAAAGAUCAAGGAGAGCUAGAGAGGCAGCUGCUUCAGGCCAACCCUAUAUUGGAGGCUUUUGGAAAUGCCAAAACUGUUAAAAAUGACAACUCUUCAAGAUUUGGAAAGUUCAUUAGAAUCAACUUCGAUGUAAAUGGAUACAUUGUUGGAGCCAACAUUGAGACUUAUCUGUUAGAGAAAUCAAGAGCAGUACGACAGGCUAAAGAAGAAAGGACAUUUCAUAUUUUCUACUACUUGCUGACUGGGGCAGGAGAGCACCUGAAGAAUGACUUGCUUUUAGAGCCCUACAAUAAGUACCGUUUCUUUUCCAACGGACAUGUUACAAUUCCGGGCCAGCAAGACAAAGACAUGUUUCAGGAGACAAUGGAAGCAAUGAGGAUAAUGGGUAUUCCAGAUGAUGAGAAGAUGGGACUGCUAAGGGUUAUUUCUGGUGUUCUUCAGCUUGGGAAUAUUAUUUUCAAGAAAGAACGUAACACAGAUCAGGCUUCCAUGCCGGAUAAUACAGCUGCUCAGAAAGUUUCUCACCUUCUGGGAAUCAAUGUUACAGACUUCACCAGAGGCAUUCUCACACCUCGCAUCAAAGUGGGCCGAGAUUAUGUCCAAAAGGCUCAGACUAAAGAGCAAGCUGAUUUUGCUAUUGAAGCUCUGGCCAAAGCUACAUAUGAACGCAUGUUCCGUUGGCUGGUGAUGCGCAUCAACAAGGCAUUGGAUAAGACAAAGAGGCAGGGAGCUUCUUUCAUAGGAAUUCUUGACAUUGCCGGAUUUGAAAUCUUUGAACUGAACUCAUUUGAACAGAUGUGCAUUAAUUACACCAAUGAAAAGUUGCAGCAGCUCUUCAACCACACCAUGUUCAUUCUGGAACAAGAAGAAUACCAACGGGAGGGCAUAGAGUGGAACUUCAUUGACUUUGGCCUGGACUUGCAGCCUUGCAUUGAUCUUAUAGAAAAACCAGCUGGUCCUCCCGGCAUUUUGGCCCUGUUGGAUGAAGAGUGCUGGUUUCCAAAGGCCACAGACAAAAGCUUUGUGGAGAAGGUGGUGCAAGAGCAAGGCACUCAUCCUAAAUUCCAGAAACCAAAACAGCUGAAAGAUAAAGCUGACUUCUGCAUUAUACACUAUGCUGGAAAAGUUGAUUAUAAAGCUGAUGAGUGGCUGAUGAAGAACAUGGACCCUCUCAAUGAUAAUGUCGCUACUCUGCUACACCAGUCCUCUGAUAAGUUUGUAUCUGACCUAUGGAGAGAUGUUGACCGCAUAGUUGGACUGGAUCAGGUUGCUGGCAUCUCAGAUUCAGCAUUACCAGGAGCCUUUAAAACCAGGAAAGGCAUGUUCCGAACAGUAGGACAAUUGUAUAAAGAACAACUAGCCAAACUGAUGGCUACUCUGAGGAAUACCAACCCCAACUUUGUCCGUUGUAUCAUCCCUAAUCAUGAGAAGAAGGCUGGAAAACUAGAUCCACACUUAGUUUUGGAUCAGCUUCGUUGCAAUGGAGUCCUGGAAGGGAUCCGUAUCUGCAGGCAAGGUUUCCCUAACAGAGUUGUCUUCCAGGAGUUCAGACAAAGAUAUGAGAUCUUGACUCCAAAUGCCAUUCCUAAAGGUUUCAUGGAUGGAAAACAAGCUUGUGUGCUCAUGAUCAAAGCCUUAGAACUAGACCCAAAUCUUUAUCGAAUUGGACAGAGCAAAGUAUUUUUCCGAGCAGGUGUUCUUGCUCACCUUGAAGAAGAAAGAGACUUGAAGAUCACCGAUGUCAUCAUUGGGUUCCAGGCAUGCUGUAGAGGCUACUUAGCUAGAAAGGCUUUUGCCAAACGCCAGCAACAAUUAACAGCAAUGAAGGUGCUGCAGAGGAACUGUGCUGCCUAUUUAAAGCUUCGCAACUGGCAGUGGUGGCGACUGUUUACAAAGGUAAAGCCACUGUUGCAAGUGAGUAGGCAAGAAGAAGAAAUGCUGGCCAAAGAAGAAGAACUGUUGAAGGUGAAGGAAAAGCAGGUGGCUGCUGAAGGCAGAUUGAAUGAAAUGGAAACUCUCCAUACACAGCUCAUGUCAGAGAAAAUGCAGUUACAAGAGCAGUUGCAAGCAGAGAUCGAGCUCUGUGCUGAGGCAGAGGAGAUCAGAACCCGCCUGACAGCUAAAAAACAAGAGCUGGAGGAGAUAUGCCAUGACUUGGAAUCUAGAGUGGAGGAAGAAGAGGAGCGGUGUCAGCAUCUACAAACUGAGAAAAAGAAGAUGCAGCAAAACAUUCAGGAGCUGGAAGAGCAGCUGGAAGAAGAAGAAAGUGCCAGGCAAAAACUACAGCUGGAGAAAGUUACCACUGAAGCAAAACUAAAGAAACUGGAGGAAGACUUGAUAGUCUUUGAAGAUCAGAACUGCAAAUUGGCCAAGGAAAAGAAAUUAUUGGAAGAAAGGAUUUCAGAGUUCACUACUAACCUGACAGAGGAAGAAGAAAAAUCAAAGAGUUUAGCUAAACUCAAGAACAAACACGAGGCUAUGAUAACAGAACUGGAAGAACGAUUACGCCGGGAAGAAAAGCAUCGUCAAGAAUUGGAAAAGACUCGCAGAAAACUAGAGGGAGACUCCACAGAUCUGCACGAUCAAAUUGCUGAACUGCAAGCUCAAAUAGCAGAACUCAAAAUGCUGCUGGCAAAAAAAGAAGAGGAGCUUCAAGCAGCUUUGGCUAGGGUGGAAGAGGAGGCUGCUCAGAAGAACAUGGCUCUGAAGAAGAUCCGUGAACUUGAAUCCCAAAUAACAGAAUUGCAGGAGGAUUUGGAAUCUGAACGAGCUUUUCGAAACAAAGCAGAGAAGCAGAAGAGGGAUUUGGGUGAAGAGCUUGAGGCUCUUAAGACUGAGCUAGAGGAUACCCUAGACUCAACUGCAGCACAGCAGGAACUCAGGUCAAAACGUGAGCAAGAAGUGACUAUUCUAAAGAAAGCCCUGGAUGAAGAGGCAAAAACUCACGAGGCUCAGAUACAGGAGAUGAGGCAGAAGCAUGGCCAGGCGAUAGAAGAGCUGGCCGAACAGCUGGAACAAACUAAACGAGUGAAAGUGAAUCUUGAAAAGGCAAAACAAUGCCUGGAGAGUGAUUGUGCUGAACUCUCCAAUGAGGUGAAAGUACUUCUGCAGAGCAAAGGAGACUCUGAGCACAAAAGGAAGAGGGUUGACACUCAACUCCAAGAGCUGCAAGUGAAAUUCACGGAAGGGGAGAGAAUCCGGACCGAACUCACUGAGAGAGUUAACAAGUUGCAGGUUGAGUUAGACAACGUCACUGGCCUUUUGAAUCAGUCUGAUAGCAAAUCUAUUAAAUUAGCAAAAGAUUUCUCUACGUUGGAAUCACAACUGCAGGAUACACAGGAACUGCUUCAGGAGGAAACCCGUCAAAAACUGAGCCUUAGCACCAAGCUGAAACAGAUGGAAGAUGAGAAGAAUAGUUUCAAAGACCAACUAGAGGAAGAAGAAGAAGCAAAGAGGAAUCUGGGAAAACAGAUUUCUGCCCUUCAGUUUCAGAUUGUAGAAAUGAAGAAGAAGAUGGAUGAAAGCAUAGUUUGUCUGGAAUCAGUAGAAGAAAUCAAGAAGAAGCUUCAGAAAGAUUUGGAGGCUAUGAGCCAACGUUAUGAAGAAAAAGCAGCUGCUUAUGACAAGCUGGAAAAGACUAAGACCAGGCUCCAGCAAGAGCUGGAUGAUAUUGCUGUGGAUUUGGAUCAUCAGCGGCAAAUAGUUUCUAACCUGGAGAAAAAACAAAAGAAAUUUGAUCAGCUGUUAGCAGAGGAGAAAACAAUAUCUGCCAAAUAUGCCGAAGAACGGGACCGUGCUGAAGCAGAAGCACGAGAAAAGGAAACAAAAACCCUUUCCUUGGCUAGAGCCUUGGAGGAAGCCAUAGAGCAGAAAGCAGAGCUAGAGCGGCUGAAUAAGCAGUUCCGGACAGAAAUGGAGGAUUUGAUGAGUUCAAAAGAUGAUGUUGGCAAAAGUGUUCAUGAAUUGGAAAAGUCAAAAAGAGCUCUGGAACAACAAGUAGAAGAGAUGAAGACUCAGUUGGAAGAACUAGAGGAUGAACUGCAGGCCACAGAAGAUGCCAAAUUGCGCUUAGAAGUAAACCAACAAGCCAUGAAGGCACAGUUCGAGCGAGAUCUCCAGGCCCGAGAUGAACAAAAUGAAGAAAAGAGAAAGCAGCUAACGAGACAGGUGCGAGAAAUGGAAGUAGAGCUGGAAGAUGAAAGAAAACAGCGCUCUAUUGCUGUAGCUGCCAGAAAGAAGCUGGAAAUGGAUCUCAAGGAUUUGGAGGCCCAUAUAGACUCUGCUAACAAGAGUCGUGAGGAAACUAUUAAACAGCUCCGGAAGUUACAGGCCCAGAUGAAGGAUUGCAUGCGUGAACUGGAUGACACACGUGGCUCAAGAGAAGAAAUUUUGGCACAGGCUAAAGAGAAUGAAAAGAAGUUGAAGAGUAUGGAAGCAGAAAUGAUUCAAAUGCAGGAGGAACUUGCAGCUGCUGAACGUGCCAAGCGCCAGGCUCAACAAGAGAGGGAUGAGCUGGCUGAUGAGAUUGCUAACAGUAGUGGCAAAGGAGCUCUGGCCUUGGAAGAAAAACGUCGCUUGGAGGCUCGGAUAGCUCAGCUUGAAGAAGAAUUGGAGGAAGAGCAGAGUAAUACAGAGUUGGUGAAUGAUCGUCUCAAGAAGGCAAAUCUUCAGAUUGAUCAGAUAAAUACAGAUCUGAAUGCAGAACGCAGUAAUGCCCAGAAAAAUGAAAAUGCUCGCCAGCAAGCAGAGCGUCAGAAUAAGGAACUAAAGGCAAAACUUCAGGAAAUGGAGAGUGCUGUGAAAUCUAAAUACAAGUCUUCUAUCACUGCUCUUGAGGCAAAAAUAGUACAGCUGGAAGAACAGCUCGACACUGAGACAAAGGAACGCCAGGCUGCCAGCAAGCAGGUCCGACGUACUGAGAAGAAGCUGAAGGAUGUUGUUCUACAAGUGGAAGAUGAAAGGCGCAAUGCUGAACAAUAUAAAGAUCAGGCAGAUAAGAUAAAUGCACGCUUGAAGCAACUUAAGCGUCAGCUGGAAGAGGCAGAAGAAGAAGCACAACGAGCCAACGCAGGUCGCAGAAAGCUGCAACGAGAACUGGAGGAUGCCACUGAGACCGCUGAUGCCAUGAACCGGGAGGUUACUUCCCUGAGAAGCAAACUUAGACGAGGAGGAGAUAUGCCCUUUGUGAUGACACGCCGGAUUCCCAGGAAGGGACCUGGUGAAAUGUCUGAUGAAGAACUGGAUGGCAAAGCAGAUGGUGGUGAUGCCAAAACUACUGAAUAGAAUUGCUUCCAGGUUACCCAUUAUCAAAUGACCUACCCCCCUUUGUCACAAAGCCCUUCUAAAGUAUGCUGGGGAAAGUGGAUCAUAGUGUUGCAAUGUUUCUUGGACUAUUUGGAGCCAUCCGACAUUAGUGUCAUCUCUCCCAGCAUCACACUCUUUUGUAUUGAAUGCCAAAGAGUCUGUAGUCUGAUAAGAGACUGGGCACUACAGAUGACUGUAACAUUGAUUUUUCUUCCCACAGCUGCCAGUAAAUGUUUGUAAUUUGGUGGGAAAGAGAGUACUUUUUGUUGCUAUAAAUCAACUAUUUUCUAAUAACGAGUUUGUGAUAGAGGCAAGAAACCACCCUUUAUUCCUCCUCUUUUGUUUGCUUUUGGCAAUCAUGUUCGGUGACCUCAUAGUUUCGACUUCUUCAGUCUGUCCACUUAGCAGUUUAAGGGUCAUGUUGAAUAGGAAAAGCAAGGAUUCCCAGCAUGCCUUCCAAACGUCUUUGAAAUCAUGUAGAUCACAAAGUCUCGGGAAUGGGUAAAGGAGAAGGAAGCUUCUCUUACAAGAGACUUUAUUAAUUUGAUCCCUCCUUGUAACCAAGACCUGGACAGUUCUGAAGUGCAAUGGUGUCUCUGGCUUUAUGUCUAAGAUGGAAUGAACCAAUAGUUAAAGACAAGUCAAUAAAGCAUCAAGUUUUCCUAAUGUUCUUAUUGGAGAACCUGUUUGGGACCAAAUAUAUUUAAUGGUAAGAAACAGAACUUAUUGGGUUUGAAUGGAGUACGGGCAAGGAAGUGCUUCUUUACUAUAAUGUCCAAGCCUCUAGCUCUAUAAUCAGGGGAUAGGUUUAGUUAUUCUGCACAGUGACUAAGAGUAUAUUAAAGAAGAAAAAAACCCUUUUAAUCUGCACAGAUGAUAUGUUGAAGACCUUGGUAUCUCUUGUUUAUAAGUAAUUAAGAAAAUACAGUAAAGGUCUUUAUCACUGCCUUUCUAUGGGGACUGCAAUUAUAUAGAUAGUCUUUACUUUUCUACACCAAUACACUGGUUGCUGGAUUUAUCUGUGUACUUAACCAUAUUGUAUAUGCUGCAUUUAAACUUCUAAGUAAAUGACAAAUUAAAAUAAGAAUAUCUUAUACUGUAUGGUUAUUGCUCUCACUGCAGGAACCUCCUAUCCCUGUUGCUGUCACCAAACCAAAUUUGCAAGCCUUUUUUUAUAUAAUAAGUGCCUUAGCAUGUGUCUCCACUACAGUCAGUAAUGGAUUGCCGGUGCUCCUCUAACAAUAAAGAUUAUCCAUGUACUACCA